This is a messenger RNA of Mytilus californianus (California mussel), 1896 nucleotides long. RefSeq lists its product as uncharacterized. NCBI's taxonomy places the organism in Eukaryota, Metazoa, Mollusca, Bivalvia, Mytilida, Mytilidae. The record is from RefSeq and is a predicted model, not a curated record. Gene Ontology annotation, biological process: positive regulation of DNA-templated transcription. Gene Ontology annotation, cellular component: nucleoplasm; chromatin. The transcript has a single exon. Gene Ontology annotation, molecular function: zinc ion binding; ubiquitin-protein transferase activity; protein binding. Bases 6 to 1697 code for a protein of 563 amino acids.
CAUAUAUGGCCUCAUCCUCUCAAAGUUGUGGUGUAUGUGAUCGCCGAUAUAUCAACAAACCAUUAAUAGUCUGGUGUGUAGAAUGUGAAGAAGGACUAUGUGAAGAAUGCCUGGAACACCAUAGUUUGUCCAAAGGAUCCAGAAACCAUAAGACCAUAUCAAUAACGGAAUACCAUAAAAUACCUAGUGAAGUACUUAUGAUCUCUCGAUACUGCAGCACACACAAAGACAAAUUUAUACUUUAUUGCCGAAAGCACGAACUUCCAUGCUGCAGUCAAUGUAUAGUUGAAAGCCAUACAAAAUGCCAUGAUAUCGACAAUUUGGAUGACGUAAUUCAAAAUGUCAAAACUUCAAAGGGCUUCUACGAGAUUGAGGAAACAUUGAUUGAAGUAACCGAAAAUUUACAGAAAAUCCGUCAACAUCAACAAGCCAAUCUGUUGACUUUGGGUGAGAAAAGAAAAGAAUUUAAGAAAGAAAUGAAAGAGACCAGAAGAAGAAUCAUUAAACACCUCGACAAGCUACAAGACGAUUUCAUAAAACAAUAUGAUGCAUUAGAAAACAAGGAAAACUCGAAAAUUCGUCAGUUGUUGUCAUCAUUAGAACUGCAAGAAAAAGAAAUAGACAAAUAUCAGAAAAACAUUGCAACCAUUAAACAACAUGCAACUGACUUACAGCUGUUUCUAUCAAUUAAGCAAAUAGAAAAAAACGUAAUGAGCAAAGACAAUAUCCUGCAUUCACUUAUCCAAGGCAAGGCUUUGAAUUUUCAUGCUCUAAACUAUAAAAUCAACACUGCUAUUCAAAAUGUCACGUUCGAUAUCAAAAGUUUUGGAGAAAUAUAUUUAGAAACUGAACCGUGCGAUAUUGCUCUUAGUAGGAAGAAGACGAAACAAGCCCAGAUACUGGUACCAGCCGUUGAAUCAAGAUCUGUCGAAAAAGCAAAGCUGCAGAUAAGCAAACAAAUAAACAUGCAAGGAACAAACAUUUGUGGGUGUUGCAUACUACCGGAUGGUAGAUUGACGUUUACUUACUUCUGUGAAAAGACCGUUAAAGUGUUCAACAUCGAAGGAUCAAAAGUCUUUGAGAUAAAGAUCCCGUCUAACGUAUAUGAUAUAGUCUAUAUUAGGGCGGACAACACAUUCGCUGUCACAUCUGGUACGUCAAGGAGAAAGUGCAUUACUAUUAUCGAUUUUGAGAAAGAACAAAUUAAGCAAACAAUUCCACUAGAAUCGUUUAAUUUUGGCAUAUCACUUAAAAGAAAUAAAUUAGUAUAUUCCAGUAAAAACAAAGGCAUACAAAUGCUAAAUCCACGGGACAACUCUUUUACCGACAUAGUCCGAGAUGAAAUGCCAAGCGACUGUUACACGGCAACAUUUGGUGACAACAUAUAUCACUCAAAUCAGAAUGAAAAUGCCGUUGCAUGUUAUGAUUCAAAAGGUAAACUGCAAUGGACAUUCCGAAAUAAAAGCGUUCUAAAAAAUCCUCGUGGUAUUGCUGUUGAUACUGAUGGUAAUGUGUACGUGGCAGGGAUGAACUCUCAGAAUGUUGUAUUUAUCUCGCCUAAUGGAAAACAAAAUAGAGUAGUAUUGGAUGCAAAAGAUGGUCUUAACAAUCCAACAUCACUUUGUAUAAGUAAAUCAAGAAAGCAGUUGCUAGUUGCUAACUGUGAUUACGAGGCGCAUGUGUUUGAUUUUAUUUGAAAUGUUCAAAUUACAAUUAAAGCUUGUCCCGAUGAGGUCAUCCUACAAACUAAUUAUAACGAUUCGAUUCCUACCACAUAAAAAAUAGAUGAAUUGGAAACAAUAUUGUAUAUUAAAUUAAACGAAGAUGUUAAACCUUUGAUGAUAUAUUUUUACUUUGUACUAUCACGGCUUAAGGUGUUGAAAAACAAUAAGUUGC